CCAGCCUUGUUGGAGGUCCAGCUGUGGCUGCUGCUGCAGGUGCUGAAGGAGGCGCUCGCCCUGAAGCUGCUGCACCAGCUGAAGCCGGGGAUGGUCUUGGCCAGCCUGCGGUUGCGGGAGCUGGCUCCGGAGCCACCGGGCGACCCGGUGGAAGUGAGGAGCCCGACUCUUCUCCACAGGAUGGAGUCGUUGCCGCGCCAUUUUCCAAGGGCCACACGAGUGACGGCAGUCUGGUACUACAGCACCAAGCUAAUUCUACUGACUUGCGUUGCCACAGUUUCAAUAUUGAAUAUCAAUUGGAGUCACACCUAGUGAAAAAGUGAGGCGGACUGCUUCCCGCAUGGCAGAUUUUUCAGGUGUGUAACUGUCUCUUGCCUUUACUCCUAGGGCUCAUCAGAGCAAUAAAGUCGAUGGGACUUCUUAGCGUCGAUUGUUUAGGAGAUCAUAUUACGAUGAACGCCCCCCCUUGCCGGUUACUUCGCUGAAAAAAUGCAAGCAGGUUUUUUUUUGAAACUCGUUCGUGGCUUAUAUAUUUAUACAUAGUUCUCUCCGAUAGUUGUAGACUUGUGGUCGUUGGCUUACGGUCUUAUGCUCCGCCAGUAUGUAACUACAUCUACAAGUGCUUAAUUGUUAUUCUCUAAUUAUCAAUCCCGUUCACCAAGGUAAACACAAUGCUGACAUUUGCGGACACCCAGAGCAGUCUUCAAUGGACUUCCUCUCAUGUUUACGCUUUGAAUCCGGCCUUAACAUACGACUUGUCUGCGGUUCCGCUAAUUUCUCAAUGGGCUGCGCGGCUCCAGGAUGAAACCGAAACUAAAGCUGAAGGAAACUCAGAUGUUGAUACGAAACUAAUGUACAGAGGAGCUGCAUUAAGGGAUAGCCUCUCCGCUCAUCUGCAAGGGCAGCCUGCUCGCCUUCCGGAUGGGACUGAAAUUCCUCUCGAGUGGAUUGUAGACGAGAGCUGCGAAGCGUUCUGUGGGGGAAAGACUCAACAUUUUGUCAAGGACGGCGAUGAGGAGCUGAAGUGGAACAAAAUAUUGGAGAAAUUCGAAUUUGUGGUCGAUCCAGAUCAAGAAUCAGUACAAGCUCACUACAGCUCCAAGAAAUUGCAAGAAUUCCUGCUGGAUUUGGAAACUGAAGAUGGUCUGCGACGUGAUGAUCCUGCCAUAAAGAUUGUCGAGGGCGAGUACUUGCGCAUCGAAUAUGUUCCACGACCUCUGGAUGCAGCAGCACCAGAGCACUCCCACUCACGACCAGAAGAGGAGCACGAUUUUUGGAAAAAGUGGAAGCUUGGCCAACCCCAGGCCGCUGGCGCCCUCGACCUGUUUUUCACUGACAUCGGCCGUGAGAACGUCGACGACAUGAACACCGAGUGCGAACGCGCUGCGUUGAAAGCCGGAUUUGGUCAACUUCGGAUAUUUAUGGCUUCCUCCCCAGGAAAUCUUCAUGCAAGUAGCUACAUCCUUCGAGAAAUCAUUCUCGUGCGAAGAUAUAAUCGAAAAUUCAGGUGAAGAUGAGCGAGCAGUACUAGGCUCCACAAGUAGAGUAAGUACGUAGUCUUUACCCAAUUUACUGGGUCCUGUAAAAUCAAAAUAAUUCGAUCAUCAUCUCCUUCUCCUCGGCCUCGGUUACUUACUAGUUAGGCUUUUCGAACAACAUUUCGUAAGAACGCGACUACCUACGGGCGCGAAUUCUCGUGUAUCAACUCUAACGCAUCUGAAGAAUCGCCGUCGAGGAAUGAUCAACCCUCGCGGCAUGAUACCGCGAGCUCCGACGGAGUCAAGCCAGAGAAGGGUGCACUUGUGCCAUAUCCAUACGGAGGCUGUUGGGUCGAGAUUCCAAAGGACGCGAAGCGUGGCCUUCGUCCGAUCGCGCGUCUGCUCCUGAAGCAUACGCUUCUUUCGCAAAGAAACUAUUUCUACAGACCUGAGGACCACCGGCUCGUUCUCUUGCGCAAGACCAGAUCCCUUGUCCUAAAGGAGCGCAGAAAGGGAGAGGAAGGAGCGCCACUGCCCACCUCCAACGCAAGAACUUCGGCUCCAUACUACCGGAUACAUAUCAAUAAAAGAUAUAGUCUUGAUGAUGGUGAGCACUUGGCAAUUAGACUGGGACCGCGGUACGCACACGCACAGCUAAGAAGCCAGAAGCUUCACUGUAUAAACUGGACGAAAAGUGGCCGUAAGGCCAGCAUCCGCCCAGUCCGUUUGAUCAGGUUAAGCGAGCUGCAGUGUGGACAGAAUUUGGGGGAGAAGAUAUCUUCUCGCGUGGUGGCGAAUGGUGAUAUCAACAGCAGCAAACAUGUGUUGAAGAACAUCAACAUGUUCCCUACCAGGACCUGGGUUAGGAUUCAUCAAAUUCAGUGGCAAAGAGCAGGCCCAGCUCCAAUUCUACAAGUGUGGGAAGCUUUUCCACCAACACCAGAUACGGAGGAUAUGAAAGCCGAAGUGAUCGUUCAAAUUGUCGAGGGAAAUGGCCUUUUUUCAGCGCCGGGCCUCCAAGUGAGAUGCGGAGAGUACGCGCCGGGGUUCCUCAAGACGAUAUUUGGCUAUGAUAAAAUGAAGAUCAAAAAACUAGAACAAGACGGGAAUCAAGAAUGUGAAGAACCAAAUCCGCUAGAGUUGGAAGAGCUCGAGCCCUUUCUUCAAUUGCAGAGGCAUCUCAAAGGUAAACGCGUCUACUUUCUGGGCCACUCUUCUGGAGUCGCAGGAGCUCUUCUGCUAGCGCACUUAUUCGUUCCAAGCGCUGCGAGCGUGCGCGUUUUUGGAACAGGAGCGCUUGCUGUGGAUUUUCUCAAUUUCAGGCUCGUGCAAAAUCUCAGGAAGAGCAGAAGCAGUGCGAACGACAUUGAGGAUCAUGCUGAUGCUUAUCCUAAUAUUGCUAACGUCGACCCGACUUAUGCUGCGGAACACCAACCGCUGAUGACGUAUGCCAAGAAGGUGGAAAGAGUAGACCUGCUUGUCGUGGAGGCUCGACUCUUCUUCAAAAGUGUUGUGGAUGGUGACGCACCAUUCGCGGACACAGUGGCCGAGUGGCGGAAGGCGGAAAACCCAUCAAUAUUGGACGGGAGCAGCACUGCGCCCGAGUCGGAGAAGCCAGUGUUCGCGGAAGCAGUGGCGCAGGUUUACAGCAGAGGAAAGGAAGAGACGCAGAGGCUCGUCAAAUUGUGGGAAGCACAUCCGCAACACGUGAAUGUUCUCGACACGUUUCUUGUCCGUUGCAAGAAGAUCAAGAGCAUGGAAGAAGGCAUUAAUACAUCGACAGAAGCAGGCACAAGCGGACAAGAGAGUGACAGCGCGUUCUUUAAUCUUCCUUCUCCUCCGCCGAAGCCUGAAGACCUCGAGAAGCCGCUGGGCCUCGAAGAAGAACUGGCAAGCAAAAAGAUAUUUGUCUGGAAGCUUACCAUGCCCUUUCAGGGUGAGUGGGAACAGAAUCGAGAAAAAAUACUGUUUGUUGGUGCUGGACACUUCUACACUAGGCUUGUGAAGCUUAUUCCCAUUGGUCGUUUCCCUUUUGCAGAGGACGAACAGAAAAAGGAACACGACGGAGACCUGUUCAGGGUGCAGCUCAAAACCGCUUUUGGCUCUGCGAGACUGCAAAGACUUGACUAUCGCCUUCAGCUAGUUCAAUUGGCCAUUGAGGGAGUGCAUCAGUUGGCGGCUUACCGGGACGCGCUCUUGGGAUAUGUAAAUCAGCAUUCUCCUUUUAUAUCAUAA
Messenger RNA from Amoebophrya sp. A25, 3713 nucleotides. Lineage: Eukaryota; Dinophyceae; Syndiniales; Amoebophryaceae. The record is from the annotation of a GenBank genome assembly.